Messenger RNA from Vespula pensylvanica (western yellowjacket), 1262 nucleotides. RefSeq names its product CB1 cannabinoid receptor-interacting protein 1-like. The record is from RefSeq and is a predicted model, not a curated record. Gene Ontology annotation, biological process: negative regulation of signaling receptor activity. Gene Ontology annotation, cellular component: plasma membrane. Gene Ontology annotation, molecular function: type 1 cannabinoid receptor binding. NCBI's taxonomy places the organism in Eukaryota, Metazoa, Arthropoda, Insecta, Hymenoptera, Vespidae. The transcript is spliced from 2 exons. The coding region runs from base 316 to 816 and encodes 166 amino acids.
GUGCCGAGUUACGAGUUCACGACGACGACGCGGGAUCAGUGAGCGUCGCGACGCCCGCCAGUGAAGGUGGUAAAAGCGUGCACUGAUCGGUCCAACUUUUCACAUAGUGAACGUUCGAUACAUUGCGGACAUUUUUCUCCGUUCUUUUUUCGAAGAGAAGAAAUGAAAAAAUAUGGACAACAAAACAAAGCAAGAAAUGAAGUAGAUCUUUUCGAAACGUUUUUUCAUCUUUUUAUUGUAUUUUUUUGAGUAUAAGUUCCUCGAUUGCGUGCGAUACCAAGUGAAGCGCGCUCGCGCGCACGAUUAUGGGGCUAAAUGGGGGCUGAUGGACAUUUUCGAGUGACCUUGUCCCUCAGAAGGGAACCAGCGGCGGGCCCAGUUUAUUGUAAAAUGGAGACCUCCGCAAGAUUUCGACAGCUCAAAACCGUCAAACUCAGCUGCGAGGCUAUGUACCGGCUCGACAUCAGCUUCAAGCCGCCGCAACUGCUGCAAUCGUUGAGCAUUGGAGGGAAACAAGUGGAAGCUAUUGAGCGUGCAAGAGAUGGUACAGCUUGCGCUUACAGCGCUUAUCACAGCACAAAAGGAAUUCCUGCAAGCGCGAGAGGUCAUCGAGAGGAACUUUCGAUAGCUAUGCGGGUUCUUGGCUCUGGUUAUCUUACCACCUGUCUGCAAAUCAAAUAUUACCGUCAGGAUGAUCAGAGUCAUUGCGAAUGGGGAGCGAGAUUGCAUUGUAUCGAGCUUGAUUGUACGAGCGUUGAAGGGAGACUUGUUACAGUCGAUCGAGAAACUUACAGAAAGCUUGGUAUAGAAUCAUAGCGAUUGGAGUUAAUGCCGUAAUGAAGUCGGCAAUUUUUGUAGGUUAAAGGAAAAAAAUAUAUAUAAAAGAUGGGCUUUCCUUACAGCUAGACGGUUUCAAAUCGGAAAUUUACUUAUUGGACGCGAUUUCGAUUUAUUUAUAGCGGUUACAAUUUAUUCGAUCGUACGUAAAAAGGAUUAUUUUCUUUGAAUACAAUUGUUGUCACUUUCGAAAAACGACAUUGCUUGGGGAUGAUUCUGAAUAUCUUUAAUACGUUUGGCAAGCUCAGCCAUUUUGUUAUUAAACGAUAUAAAAUGUAUUAUCGAGAGAUCGAAUAUAACGAUUUGAAAAAAUUUUGUACGUAGAUGGCAGUAUGAUUUGUGGUAAGAUAUUUAAUUUAAAGAGCGGGAAAGAUCGAAUUCGAUCAUAAGCUACUUUUACUAGUGCUGAGAUAUAUAAAAGAAAA